Molecule: messenger RNA, 633 nt
Organism: Funneliformis mosseae
Lineage: Eukaryota; Fungi; Glomeromycota; Glomeromycetes; Glomerales; Glomeraceae
Source: the annotation of a GenBank genome assembly
AUGGAUUUAUAUAUUUCUAGAGAAUAUGGGUCAAGAUAUCCUGCAGUAAGAGACCUUGGCAUUGGCGCAACAAAUGCUGGCAAGAAGGUGAUGAAAAGAGGAUGGGUUGAUAGAGAAGAAGUUUUAGUCGCUUUGCUAAAUAUCUUUGAUGAGAUAGUACCUCCUUCAUAUUUGGGAAUAGAUACAGUAAAUUUUGUAGUUGUUGACAAACCUAAAUAUGAUUUGGUUUUAGAAAGUAUCGAAGAACAAGAAAGGGGAAAAAGUCAAUAUCGCUAUAGAAAAAAUCUUUGGAAAUUACUUCUUUCAUUGCAUACAUUUUAUGAAUUAUUAUUUCCUGAAUUUAUUGCAACAGAUUCAGAUGGAGAAGUCAUAUUGACCAAAUUUUUCAAAUGUUUUCAUAUAUAUAUGAAAAGAAAUAUUAAUCUAAGUGAGUAUUAUGAUUCAGAAUACACUAAAACGGAGUCAUCUAACUCUGAGACUAAUUCUUCUGAUCCUGAAACUAGUUCAGAGGAUGAUAUGCCUCAUCUAAUAAUCUAUAGUCAGGCUUUUUAUUCUAAUCCCACAUUAAAUGAAAUUUUUGAAGAUAAGGUCGCUAUGUUCGAAUUUGCUGUUAAAACUCUAUUAGCAAAUUAA